Molecule: messenger RNA, 1167 nt
Organism: Triticum turgidum subsp. durum (durum wheat)
Lineage: Eukaryota; Viridiplantae; Streptophyta; Magnoliopsida; Poales; Poaceae
Source: the annotation of a GenBank genome assembly
AUGGGGCAAUCUCUAAAUUACAAUGCAGCUAUGAAUAACAGCGGCUCUCAGGCCCUUGUUUUUGCUGGGAGCUGCGACCCGGAAUCACUGGCCUUGGGCAAUGUCAAGGGCAAAACCGUCCUUUGUUAUGCACCAGAAGAGGCAUCGCGGUGGUCGCCCCAGUUAAUACUCCCUUAUGCCAUCAAUUACACUAUUGAGGCCGGUGCAAAGGGCCUCAUCUUCGCACAAUACACCGCCAACAAUCUUGACAGCCUGGUCGGGUGCGAGGGAUUUAUGCCUUGCGCUCUGGUGGAUUUCGAGAUCGCACAUCGAAUUUUCUCCUACUGGGACAUGACUGAGAAUCCGGUGGUGAUGGUGUCUCCGGCUGUAAGUGUUGUUGGAAAUGGGGUGUUGUCGCCGAGGGUCGCCUCGUUCUCCUCCAGAGAUCCAAGCCUAUUGUUCCCUGGCAUACUGAAGCCCGACAUUACUGCUCCUGGCGUCAACAUAUUGGCAGCGGUGCGCGGCUCCUACGUGUUCUAUUCUGGGACAUCAAUGGCGUGCCCACAUGUCUCCGCAGUGACUGCGAUGCUCAAGUCGGUUCACCCUCAGUGGUCACCUGCCAUGAUCAAAUCGGCCAUCGUCACCACAGCAUAUGUGACCGAUCGUUUUGGCAUGCCAAUCCAAGCAGAAGCAGUCCCAAGGAAACUAGCCGACCCCUUCGACUUUGGUGGUGGACACAUUGACCCAAAUAGAGCCGUUGACCCUGGCUUGGUUUACGACGUUGAUGCAAGGGGGUACAACAAGUUUUUCAACUACACCCUUGGAUAUUUAGGCGGCUGUGAGUCCUACUACCUCAAUCUCAACCUUCCGUCAAUUGCCGUGCCAGACCUCAAGGACCGUGUCAUGCUUCGGCGCACCGUGACUAACAUUGGGCCAGCGGAAGCAACAUAUCAUUUAGUGGUUGAAGCUCCAGCGGGGAUAGACGUGUCCGUAGAGCCAUCUGUGAUCAAUUUCACCCAAAGCACUAGUAAAAGUGUGACGUUUAUGGUGACAUUCACAACAAGGCAGAGAGUACAAGGAGGAUACACUUUUGGGAGCUUGACAUGGUCAGACGGAAGUACCCACUCAGUGAGAAUUCCUAUUGCGGUACGGACUGUGAUACAAGACUUUGUUGCAGAUACAUCUUAA